Micropterus salmoides (largemouth bass) is the source of this 2555-nucleotide messenger RNA. Its product is annotated as TBC1 domain family member 12-like. The record is from RefSeq and is a predicted model, not a curated record. Bases 375 to 2339 code for a protein of 654 amino acids. The transcript has 15 exons. Lineage: Eukaryota; Metazoa; Chordata; Actinopteri; Centrarchiformes; Centrarchidae.
AGCCCUCUGUACGUCACCGGACGUCUGAACAUGGCGCCUCUCCGCCCCGAGCUCACCUGUCAGCGCCGGUGAGAGCCGCCGCAGCGGCCGUCACUCUGCCGGCCUGACGGCUCUGUGUCCCGGUGUGAUGCUCCGGAGGACUCCGCCGUCCGUUCACCGAGGAGGAGGCGCCGCGGCCGGGUUUGUUUCUGCCGUGCACCGCUGAGAGAAGAUCCGGAGAGGUGAGACAAGUUACCGACUGUUACCGGCAACCAGACCUUCAAAAUAAGACCUUUAAAACCAGCGGGGCUCCCUUCAAAAUAAAAGGUCACCUGGAAGUUAAUAAGCGGUGACUCGGUCAUCAGAAUCCGCUUUAUUGCCAGCUUCACGCUGAGAUGGAAGGCAGCGAUGAUGCGUCCUCUUCACCGGUGACUGUCAGCAACGACUCCUCACCAUGUCAACAUCAUCAUCAUCACCACCCCUCCUCCUCUGCUGAUGUCAUCGCCCGAGGUCAGAGUCUGAGUCUGAGAGAUGAUGUCACCCAAACAGACCAGAUCAGUCCAGAGGUUAACCACUGUCACAGACUGGAUGGGGAUGAUCGGUGUGGGGGCGGGGCUACCCAAGGCAUCUACCGCUACCCGGAUGAGCCCGCCUCUUCAGAUGGCGCCCAGGUAGACAUAAACCUUGUGAGCCCCCCCUCAGACUCUGACUCAGACACACUGGAGGCAGAUGUGACCGCUGACCUACCAGAAGUCGACUCUGAUGAUGACACCUUCAUCACGGACCUGCCACCGCCAGGUGAGCUGAACCCAGUUGCCGCCACCGCUUGCACCAGGAACACAUUCGAGUGCGCUCGUAGGCAGGGCGCUCCGGUUCAGAUGGUGCGGGACAACAGAGGUCCAGAGUCUGAGCUGCAGUCCAGGAGACCGGGGAUCGCCGAGUACUUCAACAGCAGGAGGCAGCGGUCCGUCAGUGUUGCUGGUUGGAAGUUGUUCGGUAAAGUUCCUCCUAAACAGAGUCCGUCCAAACAGGCCCGGAUCAUCCAGCAGGAGUUCGAGGCACGGCAGGUCGCAGCCCGCAGCUCUCCUACCCAUAAUCCUGCGGCGCAGCAGAGCAAGAGGAAGGUGGAGUUCGAGCCGCUGUCGACCACAGCGCUGAUCCUGGAAGACCGGCCGCUGAACCUUCCAGCCAAGUCAGCAGAGGAGACCCAGAGACACCGGCAGCAGUAUGAGCAGAUGGUGGCUGGGGCCAAGAGGAGAGAGCUGAAGGAGGCUCAGAGGAGACAUCAGCAGAUAAAGGAGAGGCUCAGACAGGAAGAGGGGAUCUCCAACGCCUCGCUGGUCUGGAUCCAGCACAUCCUGCCACACUGGGACGCCAUGAGGUCGAGUCGACGUGCUCGGGACCUGUGGUGGGCGGGUUUACCACCCAGCGUCCGAGGACGAGUCUGGAGCCUCGCUAUUGGCAACGAGCUCAACAUCACUGCAGAGCUGUAUGAGAUCUUCUUCUCCAGAGCGAAGGAGAAGUGGAGGAACCUCAGUGAGACAGAGACUGAUGAAGGAGGGUCGCUGGCUGACAGUCUGGACCUCAUCACUCGGGACAUCUCCAGAACUUUCAGCUCGCUCUGCGUCUUCCAGAAGGGUGGUCCUUAUCACAAUCUGCUGCAAAGCAUUCUGGGAGCUUACACCUGCUACAGACCUGAUGUGGGAUAUGUGCAGGGUAUGUCCUCCACGGCAGCCAUGUUGAUCCUGAACAUGGACGAGGUCGAAGCCUUCAUCAGCUUCUCCAACCUGAUCAACAGACCCUGUCAGCUGGCGUUUUACAGAGUGGACCACCAGCUGAUGCUCAGGUACUUCGGGGCCUUCAAGGUGUUUUUCGAGGAGACUCUUCCUCACCUAUUCCUUCACUUCCAGUCUUCAGGUCUGACUCCUGAACUCUACCUCAUGGACUGGAUCCUGUCUCUCUACACCAAGCCCCUCCCUCUGGACGUGGCGUGCAGAGUAUGGGACGUUUUCUUUCGGGAUGGGGAGGAGUUCCUGUUCAGGACAGCUCUGGGGAUCUUAAGACUCUACCAGGAUGUCCUUCUACACAUGGACCUCAUCAGCAUAGCUCAGUUCCUGUCCCGCCUCCCUGAUGAAGAACUGCUCUCUGAUAGGCUUUUCUCCUGCAUCUCGGCCACACCCAUGCAGUGCGGGAACAGGAAGUGGAGUCAGAAGCAGGCGGUGGCGCUAAUGCACCAUCUGUUGUGUGCCAAGAAGAAGAAGAAGAAGAAGAAGAAGAAGACUGUUUUGUGCGCGUUGCCCUCCCGCCGCUGGGGGCGCUGUUCUGCAGAGGAGGGGUUCGUUUCCGGGUUACCGACGUGAACCCGCUUCCCUGAUCAGCGCGCGUGGGGCGACGAACUGCAGCUUCUCCACCGAAACAAACUUCUACUCGGAGGUCCGGAGGUCCCGCAUAGGUCCGGAGGUCCCGCAUAGGUCCGGAGGUCCGCAUAGGUCCGGAGGUCCCGCAUAGGUCCGGAGGUCCCGCAUAGGUCCGGAGGUCCGGAGGUCCAGCAUGGGUCCGGUGAGUCCGAACUUCAG